Molecule: messenger RNA, 3599 nt
Organism: Ictalurus punctatus (channel catfish)
Lineage: Eukaryota; Metazoa; Chordata; Actinopteri; Siluriformes; Ictaluridae
Product: protocadherin alpha-2
Exons: 1
Coding region: 872-3304 (810 amino acids)
Biological process (GO): homophilic cell-cell adhesion
Cellular component (GO): plasma membrane
Molecular function (GO): calcium ion binding
Source: RefSeq, a predicted model, not a curated record
CAGACACAGACAGACACAGACAGUGUAUGUUUUAGCCUUUAGCCUUCUGGUGGCUAUUAUAAACAAUGUUGAAACAUAUCCAUGUGACAUAACGUAUCUUGUACAAUCAUGCAAAGAGCAGUGGGUAAACUAAAUAACCGCUUUACCCAUUCACUGACAUAAACUAAAUCAUGCCAAAGAAGUUUGUGUUUUUGCUUUUCACAAUUAACUAGAAAAAAAAACUAAAAUAUUUUUGCAUCAAUAAAAUAUUAUUAAAAUAUAAAAUAUAUUAUUGCAUAUUUAAAAAGACGUUUGGAUAGUCUACUAAACUGCUGUAGGGGAAAUGAUAUUUUGAAAUUGUUUAUUUGAAUCAGCAUAUUUAAAUGUAAAUUUUAAAUACCACGAACAACAAUAAUGAUUUUACUUAUGCACAGACUCUUUGAAUGAGAAAUGGGAUAUUAGACGAAAUUCGGUUUUAUAACUUUACAAGCAAAUAAAUAUUAUUAAAACUACUAGGCCUACGUAAAAAAAUUAAGAAGGAUCUUAAAGUAAGGAAAAGACGUAAGUAUUUUCCCCUGAAAUGACUCUAUUCUUAAAAUUAGAAAGCUCUCAAUUAUGGGUUUUAAGCUACUCAUAUAUUUCACAUUUCUUUUGUCGAGCAUCUUUUUUGCAUUAACACUCCUAAAACCAGCUUCAGCCUCAAGGAGUCGCUGGUGACCGUGACAUUGAAAGCUCACAUCUCAUUAGCAGCUCCCCACCUUCUCUGCUGCAUAAUCACUAAGAGGUGGAGUGUAAAGCAAGCUAACACUAGAGACAAUAGUCGAAAGGAAGUAUCUGGAUCGGCACACGACCCGUCUAUAUGGAUUAAGAAUAGCACGUCAUUUAAUAGUCGAUGAGAAUGAUACCGUGUAAACACCACGAAGCCAUGAGGUUUCUAUCUGGCGGACCAUCUGCGUGGAUUAGGGCGCUGCCGCUGCUGCUGUUUUGUUUAUCGGGUUUGUCUCACGGUCAGAUUUCUUACUCCAUCUCGGAGGAGGUGAAGAAAGGAACCGUGGUUGGAAAUAUAGCCAAGGACCUCAGCAUUGACGUUCAGGAGCUGCAAUCACGCGGGUUUCAGCUUGUGGCUGGAUCAAAUAAGAAUCAUUUUGAUUUAAAUCCUAAAACUGGCGCUCUGGUUGUCCACGACAGAAUCGACAGAGAGGAGCUGUGUGAGAGCAAGCAGAAAUGCUCCCUUAACAUUGAGCUAAUGGCACAAAAUCCUGUAAAGCUUUACCGCGUUGAGGUAAGCAUUACAGACAUUAACGACAACUCGCCGAAGUUUCCACUGCAAAAGCUAGUGAAGAAUAUCACGGAGAACGUUAUAACUGGAGAUCGGUUUGCACUGUCUGCGGCCCGUGACAUAGAUGUCGGUAUAAACGCAGUGAAAAGCUACACUCUGAGCCCCAAUGAACAUUUUUCUCUGGAGGUUCAAACCUACGGACAGCAGAGUCUUUCUCCGGAAUUAGUGUUGCAAAAACCUUUAGACAGAGAGAAGCAGUCUGUGAUUAAUCUCAUACUGACUGCUGUAGAUGGGGGAAAACCUCCAAGAUCCGGGACACUUGAAAUAAAAAUUUAUGUUUUGGAUAUAAAUGAUAAUAAUCCCAUAUUUAGUAAACCUCUGUAUAAAGUUAAGACACAAGAAAAUGCGUCUUUCGGAACGAACAUUUUGACUGUCACUGCAACCGACUCUGAUGAAGGUGUAAACGGAGAAAUUAUUUAUUCACUUGUAGGUCAAAACGAAAAUUCAGCAUCGGAUUUAUUUUCUAUAAAUAACAUAACAGGAGAGAUACAAGUUAAAGGAAAUAUUGAUUACGAAGAAACCCCUGCGAUUGAAUUGAGAAUACAAGCGCAGGACAAAAGCGUCUCACCAAGACACACUAACUGUAAAGUGUUAAUUGAAGUAGUGGAUGUGAAUGACAAUACACCAGAGAUAUCAGUCACUCUUCUCAUGAGCUCUGUAAGCGAAGACAUCAAACCUGGUACAGAUGUUGCAUUAAUCACUGUAUCAGAUAAAGACAGUGGAGCGAAUGGUAAAGUAGAUUGUAAAAUUCUAGCACCGAGUCCUUUUAAAUUACAGUCAUCAUACAAGAACUAUUAUUCUCUUGUUGUGAAUGAAGCUCUGGACAGAGAGCGGGUCUCCCAGUAUGAUGUCAUAGUUCUAGCUAAUGAUGAGGGAACUCCUUCCCUCUCGAGCAGUAACGUUAUAACAGUUCAUGUCUCUGAUGUGAAUGAUAACGCGCCUUUAUUUUCUGCACCAGUGAUAAAUAUAAGCGUGAAAGAGAAUAGUCCAGUUGGAGGGCUGAUGGCAUCACUAACGGCACGAGACUUAGACAUCGGUGAAAAUGCCCUAGUUUCGUAUUCUUUAAUUAAUGCAGAGGGCAGCAGAGUGUCAAAUCUGAUGAACAUUAACUCACACACCGGUGAACUGUACAGCCUGAAGUCUUUCGAUUAUGAAGAAACCAAACGACUUCAGUUUAAAGUUCAGGCCACUGACUCUGGUGUCCCUCCACUAAGUAGUAACGUGACUGUGAACAUUUUUAUCCUGGAUGAGAAUGACAACAGUCCAGUUUUUCUCCCUCCUUAUUCUGAACCUGGAUCAGUAAACACUGAGAACAUUCCCUACUCUGCAGAAGCGGGGUAUUUUGUGGCUAAAGUCAGAGCUGUAGACGCUGAUUCAGGUUAUAAUGCACUAUUAUCUUAUCACAUGACCGAACCAAAGGGAACGAAUCUUUUCCGAAUCGGAACCAGCACAGGAGAAAUAAGGACUAAAAGACGAAUGAGUGACAAUGACUUAAAAGCUCAUCCGCUUAUCAUUACUGUCUCGGAUAAUGGAGAACCUUCACUGUCCACAACUAUGAGUAUUGAAGUUGUGGUUGUGGAAAAUAUGGACAGCGUGCAGCCUUCACUAAGACAAGUGCCCGUAAAGGAGGAGAAUUUUUCUAAUCUGAAUCUCUAUCUGCUCAUCGCUAUCGUCUCAGUGUCAGUGAUCUUUUUACUGAGCCUCCUCGCUUUAAUAGCAGCUAAAUGCUACGGGACAGACGGCGGAUUCAGCAGCUCCAGCGCUCCGGUGGUCACUACACACCCUGACGGGAGCUGGUCUUACUCUAAAUCCACUCAGCAGUAUGAUGUGUGUUUUAGCUCAGACACACUGAAGAGUGACGUAGUGGUUUUCCCCUCACCGUUUCCGCCUGCAGACGCAGAGCUGAUCAGCAUUAAUGGAGGAGACACUUUUACUCAAAAUCAAACUCUUCCCAGCACUGGGAAGGUAAGACCAUGCUUAUUUUAGCCUCUUUCUAUUUUUUUAGAGAGCUUAUAGUUUAUUGUAAACUCUGUUCCCAUGCUGUUUUGUGUGUCAUUACAUGGUUGUGGGUUUGAAGUACACAAACAUUUCCAAUUCAACUUCUAACUCGGGUAAUUCCAUUUCCCAUUGCUUGACAUGUUUCCGAAUUUCUCCAACGUAGAUGAAGGGUUCUGUCUAGUCUUCUGCAGUAAAUAUCUACAAGGUCUAUAUCCAUAACCUUGUUUUUCUGGAUCACUAUGGUAGUUCUCAUAUAUUUAUUUUGACAGGUUCCCUUUUUUGU